UUCCGCUUUGCCCCUUCAAAAUUUUAAAAGUGGCUAUAGCUAGUUGCAAACUUCAAAAGCUUUGCCAUAUGAUUUUCAAGCUAAACUGGCAACUCUUCGACGCGAGAUAUUGUUUUGCAGCACUAAUUUCUGAACGUCUCGGUUGUGGUUCCAAUUCGAUCCGGAAAAAUGUCAAGAUAUAGAUAGGACAGGCGCAAGAGAUCAGAUAUCUAUAUCUCCGCGGAAGGAAUGUCAAGAGGCUUUCGCCUGCGGAUUUGCAGAGCCGUGAAAAGGAGCCCAGACCGAGGGAGUUGCAGCGAGCAGUGAAAAAAAGAAGUGCGAGCGAGAGCCAGAGGCGGAGGCAGCGAAGACAAAGUGCAUUUUCAGGGCGUGUUUUGUGGCCCCCCGCUCGAGCACGGCCCCUCCCCUGCCCCCUCACAGCCUCCCACUCGUCGAGCGGUGGCGACAAAUAAAAGUUUGCUCCAAACAUGCUGCAAAUUCGCAAAUAGCAACGAUAUAAAGUCAAGCGGAGAAGUAACAAAUAAAAUCGCAAACUUCCUUUUCUCCGUGAGUGUGUGUGAGCUGCGUGUAGUGAGUGAGUGUCUCCAAUCUUUUUGUCUACUCCAAACCGCAGAAAGAGAGAGAAAAAUGAGUGUAGUGGCAGUGUGUGUGUACAAGUGAAGUAAAUUAAAGCAAAGCAAAAGGCAAAACGGCAAAUAAUUGAGCGAAAAAGCAACGGAAAGAGCGGAAAAAUCAAAUAGUAGUAGUAAGCGAAUUAACGGCAAAGGAGCCGCCAAUCAGAGAGGAAGAGAAAAGUGUACAAGUUGUUGUUGCUGCUGCGCAGGAGCGAAAGACAGCGAAAAAACCACCCACAACCCCCUUUAAGGCCACCACCCGCCCACAAAUGGGUGCUCAGCAGAGCAAGGACAGGGGCUCCCACUCGGGUGGGGGUGGGGGCGGAGGAGUCGCCCCCGUCAGCUGCAUCGGCCUCUCGAGCAGCAGCAGCCCCGUGGCAUCCUCCUCGCCGCACUGCAUCAGCCUCUCGGGCUCCGGCAGCGGCAGCCGCCCCCUUGGCGGCGGCUCAACGCUUCGCGGUUCCCGCAUCAAGUCGUCAUCCGGCGGACACAGCAGCAACAGCGGCGGGGGCGGUGGAGGCAGCAGCAGUGGUGGAGCAGCGGGCGGUUCCGGAGGAUUGAGCCAACGCAGCGGUGGACACAAGGACCCGAGAUGCAAUCCCUCCGUUGGACUCAACAUUUUCACCGAACACAACGGUACCAAGCACAGCUCUUUUCGCAGCCAUCCAGGCAAAUAUCACAUGAACUUAGAAGCCCUGCUGCAGUCGCGUCCAUUACCUCACAUUCCGGCCGGUAGCACGGCGGCCUCUCUCCUGGCAGAUGCGGCAGAGCUACAGCAGGAUUCCGGCGGGGUUGGACUGCAGUGCUCCUCGCUGGGCGGUGGCCAUAGCUCAACCACAUCGGUGUUCGAGUCCACGCAUAGGUGGACCUCCAAGGAGAAUCUGCUGGCGCCCGGACCGGAGGAGGAUGACCCUCAGCUAUUUGUCGCCUUGUACGACUUCCAGGCCGGUGGUGAGAACCAGCUGAGCCUGAAGAAGGGUGAACAGGUGCGAAUACUCAGCUACAACAAGUCAGGGGAGUGGUGCGAGGCGCACUCUGACUCGGGCAAUGUUGGUUGGGUGCCCUCCAACUAUGUGACGCCGCUCAACUCGCUGGAGAAGCACUCGUGGUACCAUGGUCCCAUCUCCCGCAAUGCUGCCGAAUAUCUGCUGAGCUCCGGGAUCAAUGGUAGCUUCCUGGUGCGUGAGAGCGAGAGUUCGCCGGGCCAGAGGAGCAUAAGCCUUCGCUAUGAGGGUCGCGUCUAUCACUAUCGCAUCUCGGAGGAUCCCGAUGGCAAGGUGUUUGUUACCCAAGAGGCCAAAUUCAACACGCUGGCAGAGCUGGUGCAUCAUCACAGUGUGCCACAUGAGGGCCAUGGCCUGAUCACACCGCUUCUGUAUCCGGCGCCCAAGCAGAAUAAGCCCACCGUCUUCCCGCUAAGUCCCGAGCCUGAUGAGUGGGAGAUCUGCCGAACGGACAUCAUGAUGAAGCACAAGCUGGGUGGGGGACAGUACGGCGAGGUGUACGAGGCGGUGUGGAAGCGUUACGGCAAUACAGUGGCUGUCAAGACGCUCAAGGAGGAUACCAUGGCGCUGAAGGACUUCCUUGAGGAAGCGGCCAUCAUGAAGGAGAUGAAGCAUCCCAAUCUGGUGCAAUUAAUUGGUGUUUGCACCCGUGAACCGCCAUUCUACAUCAUCACCGAGUUCAUGUCGCACGGCAAUCUACUGGACUUCUUGCGCUCCGCCGGCCGCGAGACCCUCGAUGCGGUGGCGCUGCUCUACAUGGCCACACAGAUAGCGUCGGGUAUGAGCUAUCUGGAGUCACGCAACUAUAUCCACCGUGACUUGGCCGCCCGCAACUGUUUGGUGGGCGACAACAAGCUCGUGAAGGUGGCAGACUUUGGACUGGCACGCCUGAUGCGAGAUGAUACGUAUACGGCGCACGCCGGGGCCAAGUUCCCUAUCAAGUGGACAGCGCCGGAGGGAUUGGCGUACAACAAGUUCAGCACCAAGUCGGACGUGUGGGCGUUCGGGGUGCUGCUGUGGGAGAUCGCCACGUAUGGAAUGUCACCGUAUCCGGGCAUCGACCUGACCGAUGUGUAUCACAAGCUGGAGAAGGGCUAUCGCAUGGAGCGGCCGCCCGGUUGUCCGCCGGAGGUGUACGAUCUGAUGCGCCAAUGCUGGCAGUGGGAUGCCGCCGACAGGCCCACAUUCAAGAGCAUACACCAUGCGCUGGAGCACAUGUUUCAGGAAUCGUCCAUCACCGAAGCGGUGGAGAAGCAGCUGAACGCCAACGCCACCACCACAGCCAGCGUGAGCAGCAGCUCUGCUCCGAGCACGUCGGGUAUAGUCACUGGCGGAGGAGCCACCACCACAACGACGGCGGCCAGCGGCGGUGCCUCCACAUCCUCCGCCACCGCAUCGCUCAGUCUCACCCCGCAGAUGGUGAAGAAGGGUCUGCCCGGCGGCCAGUCCCUCACGCCGAAUGCCCACCACAACGAUCCGCACCAGCAGCAGGCCAGCACCCCCAUGUCAGAAACCGGCUCCAGUUCCACCAAGCUGACCACCUUCUCCAGCCAGGGCAAAGGCAAUGUCCAGAUGCGUCGGACCACCAACAAGCAGGGCAAGCAGGCGCCCGCUCCACCCAAGCGAACGAGCCUGCUCUCAAGCAGUCGAGACUCGACAUAUCGCGAGGAGGACCCAGCCAGCGCUCGUUGCAACUUCAUCGACGACCUCAGCACAAAUGGUAUACACAAAUUGAAAACUAGUAAUUAUUUCAGCCAGACCCUCUCUAGAAAUUUCAAGACCCAAAUUCCAAAACACCAACACAACAAUACACAACAGCAAAUACGAACACAACAACAACCAUUACUCCAACAACAACAACAACAACAGUCCGUACAGCAACAGCCAUCCGUAGCACAGCAACAACAUCUACAACAUCAACAACAACAACAACAACAGAAACAACAGUAUUCCAUUAAGAAAUCGUCCUCGUGCAGUAGUUUCCUUUACGACAUCCUAUUUCGAGGCUUGGCCCGGGACAUCAACAGUUUGACGCAGCGGUACGACUCGGAAACAGAUCCCACCGCCGAUCCCGAUACUGAUGCCACGGGCGACAGCCUGGAACAGAGCCUGAGCCAAGUGGCCGUUCCCUCGCCGGCUAGCAAUAAGAUGCAGCACUCGCUUCACGGAGGUGGAGGCAUUGGACCUCGAUCGUCGCAGCAGCACAGCUCCUUCAAGCGUCCAACUCCGGCCCCAGUGAUGGGCAAUCGGGGUCUGGAGACCCGCCAGAGCAAGCGCUCCCAGCAGGGACUACCAACGCCACCUUCACCGGCACCAGCUCAUCCACAUCCCCAUGCGGGUAGCAAUAAUGGCAGUGCUCAUCCCAUCACCGUGGGCUCUCUGGAUGUGAUAAAUGUAAAGAGGGUGGUGAAUCGCUAUGGAACCCUGCCCAAGGUGCAAAGGAUCGGAGCUUAUCUGGAUAGUUUGGAGGAUAGUAGUGAGCCUGUAGCACCCGCUGCCCCGGCAGUCGCUCCGGCCACUCCUACGCCGGCUAACGGACAUGCCACGCCACCGUCAUCAAGGAUCAAUCCGAAGGUCAGCCCGAUUCCGCCGCAACAGAUGAUCCGGAGCAACUCCUCGGGCGGUGUGACAAUGCAGAACAAUGCAGCGGCCAGCCUAAACAAGCUUCAGCGCCAUCGCACCACCACCGAGGGUACCAUGAUGACGUUCUCCUCUUUCCGGGCCGGUGGCUCAAGUAGUUCCCCCAAACGUAGUGGUUCCGGAGCCGCCGGAGGUGCUGGCGGCGUUCAGCCAGCAUUGGCCAAUCUUGAGUUUCCACCACCGCCGUUGGACUUGCCACCGCCACCCGAGGAGUUCGAGGGCGGGGUGCCUCCACCGCCACCGCCGGCGGCCGAGAGUGCUGUGCAGGCUAUCCAGCAGCAUCUGCAUGCCCAGCUUCAUCCGAACAAUGGGAAUAUUAAUGGGAAUAGCAACGGCAAUGCCAAUGGAAACAAUAACAACGACAGCAGCCACAACGAUGUGAGCAACACGGCGCCGAGCGUGGAGGAGGCCAGCUCCCGGUUUGGGGUGUCGCUGAGGAAGCGAGAACCGUCCACCGACUCGUGCAGUUCGCUGGGCAGUCCGCCCGAAGAUCUCAAAGAAAAGCUCAUUACCGAAAUCAAGGCAGCCGGCAAGGAGAGUGCUUCUCCUCUAGCAAAUGGCUCCGGCUCCGGACCGGGUAUCACAGCGGUGGAUCCCGUCUCCCUGCUGGUCACCGAGCUGGCCGAGAGCAUGAAUCUGCCCAAGCAGCAGCAGCAGAAGCUGACCAACGGCAAUGGCCAAUCUGGCGGCUUCAAGCCGCAGCUGAAGAAGGUGGAAACCAAGAAGAUGAGUCCGCCAACGGCCAAGGCGGAGCCAGCCAGCAAUAUCAUCGACUUCAAGGCCCAUCUGCGUCGCGUGGACAAGGAGAAGGAGCAGCCUGCGCCAGCAUCAGCACAACCCCAACAAGCUCCAAUUGUGGCCAACAAUGCCAACAACUGCAACACCUCCACGGGUACGCUUAAUCGGAAGGAUGACAAUAACAAGAAGUACGCCCAGGCCAUGCAAAAGACUGAAAUCAAAAUCGACGUGACCAAUUCGAAUGUGACGGAGGCGGAGACGGCAACAUCGGCUGGCGAGGGUGAUCUCGGCAAGCGACGAAGCACAGGUAGUAUUAAUAGCUUAAAGAAACUGUGGGAGCAGCAGCCGCCGGCGCCGGACUAUGCCAGCAGCUCGAUACUUCAGCAGCAACAGCAGCAGUCGUCGGUGGUAAAUGGCGCUCAGCUCUCGCCCAAAUAUGGGAUGAUGAAGACCACUUCUGGCGCUGCUGUCACAUUGCCAGCCAAACCAGGCAACAGGCCACCGCCGGCUGCCCCUCCACCACCGCCCCCGAACUGCACCACCUCCUCCAUUGCAACCAUUACCACCACUACCACCAGUAGCACCUCCAGUAGAGACUGCGCCAGCAGCAAGCACCAGGCCGGCGGCAGCACAACAAUAAAAACCUCUUAUUCAACGCAACUCUUCACAGAUGACGAGGAGCAGUCGCACCACGAGGGAUCAGGCUCCGGCGUUGGAGCCCCAGACAUGACCCAGUCGCUGUAUGAGCACAAGCCCCAGAUCCAGCAGAAGCCGGCGGUGCCGCACAAGCCCACCAAGCUGACAAUUUACGCCACGCCCAUUGGCAAGCUUGCCGAGCCAGCCGGCUCCGGAUCGACGUCCGCCAGCUCCACGCAGAUCUCACGGGAGAGCAUCUUGGAACUGGUGGGGCUGCUGGAGGGGUCGCUCAAGCAUCCGGUGAACGCCAUCGCGGGUUCCCAGUGGUUGCAGCUAAGCGACAAACUCAACAUCUUGCAGAACUCGUGCGUUAUCUUUGCGGAGAAUGGAGCGAUGGCGCCGCACUCGAAGUUCCAGUUUCGGGAGCUAGUCACGCGCGUGGAGUCACAGUCGCAGCAUCUGCGCUCCGCUGGCAGCAAGAAUGUCCAGGACAACGAACGCCUAGUGGCCGAGGUGGGCCAGUCUCUGCGCCAGAUCUCCAAUGCUCUCAACAGGUAAAUGAUAAGACGGGGGAUGGACGCGCCCGACCAACAACAUCCGGGCAACAUCUGGCUGGAUGCCGAGGGCAACUUCAUCAAGCGCAAGUGAUGGGCCCCGGGAGUGUGUAGACCCAACAA
Messenger RNA from Drosophila serrata, 6309 nucleotides. It is a transcript of the gene Abl, whose product is annotated as tyrosine-protein kinase Abl. Gene Ontology annotation, molecular function: protein binding; ATP binding; non-membrane spanning protein tyrosine kinase activity. Lineage: Eukaryota; Metazoa; Arthropoda; Insecta; Diptera; Drosophilidae. Gene Ontology annotation, biological process: protein phosphorylation. The record is from RefSeq and is a predicted model, not a curated record.